Molecule: messenger RNA, 1395 nt
Organism: Nematocida minor
Lineage: Eukaryota; Fungi; Microsporidia
Exons: 1
Coding region: 1-1395 (464 amino acids)
Source: RefSeq, a predicted model, not a curated record
AUGUCAAAGUUCUUCGACGAGUUGGAGGAUGCUCCGCAGAAGAAAGUAUCGUCGGCAAUUGCAGCCCGCCUGGACUUCGACAACGAAAGCGAGGAAGAUAAGCCCGCUGUUUCAAAUAAAGAAAAGAAGGACGAAGAAAUAGCAAAAAUAUGCAACGAAACGACGUUUAAAAAGGCAAAGGACGUUGAGCAGUUCUUCAAAAAACUCACAAAGUACUCAGCACACUUCACGAAGAAAGGCCUUCCGCAGAUUCUUCUUGAUUUUAUUGCUGAGGUAGAAGAAAAGAAAGACACGCCCGCCAUCUUUAAACAAAAGAAAAGCAAGUUUUUGGAGAAGUACCAGGAGACAGAAGUAGUGCUUAACUUGGUCGAAGAGAAAAAAGAGAAGAGGAAGUAUCUGGAAGAAAUAACUAAAACAUACUUGAUUGAAAAUCUGGAGAAAAGAAGAGAAACGCUGCUAGAAAUAGAAAAGAUAGAGGAUCUCUCAGAAACAGAAAAACACAGAAUCAAUUUGUAUCUGAUCAGCUGCAUGCUUGAGGAGAACGUGCAGGGAUACUACUCUGACAUAAUCAGCAGAAUGAAAAGAGAAAGCUCUCUUAUACACACAAAAGAGGAAGAAGACCUCCUAAAAACCAGAAUAGGAAAGUACGUUAGAAAGCUUUUAAAACACAUGCAGAUACUCGAUAGGAAUAAGACAGCCUGGGAUGCCGAGUAUUUGGAUCUGGUGGAGAUAGCUGAAUCGCUCAAGGACAUUACAACUGUGCCAGAGGAGGGGGUUUUGGAGAUCGAUCUUUUUUUAAGAGAAAAUGCUGAUGUAAAGAGUGAGCUGCAAAAAAAAGAAGAAGAGCCGGACAAAAACUCUGCACUGCAUAAACAUGAGCACUUUUCCAUGGUUAAAAAGCUGCGAAGUCUUCCCUUCACUGAGGCACUUGCGCUGUACAGGGCAAUGGAAACUGAAAAACAAGACCAGGAAGAAGAAGGACACUCAGUGAAUGUGUGUUUCUUCAGGGCAACUGAAGAGCUGGGGCACAGGGCAUUUGCAGAGAGAGACUUCAACACGGCAAUGGAUCUUCUUGAGUUGGCGUACUCUAACAAGACAAUAUGGAGCAGCGCAGAAACUGAAGUGAUUCUCGAGAUAUUUUGUCUGUGCUUUGAAAAGAAAAUGAAAGAAAGAAAGUUCUUCGAGGUCUUCAAAAAGAACCUUCUCCCCAUAGGAGACAACCUCCUUCUUCUCAAAUCACAAGAUCCAAAAAUGGAAAUAGCCCGUGCGUUUAUUUUACUGCGGCUUGGUGAUUACAAAGAAGCCCAGACCAUCAUCACCUCCAUUGUCCCUGGGUUUGACUGCGAGACUCUUCUUCGCGCUAGAGCGAUAGAGAUACUGCUUACCCCAGUAUAA